AUGGAUUCUCAACCCAUAGUCUUUAUUGUCAGACAUGGCGCACGUCUCGAUGCGGCUGACAAAGACUGGCACUUAACCUCUCCCACCCCCUACGAUCCUCCUCUUUGUUACAGUGGAUGGCUUCAGUGCCGCUCCCUGGGAAUGCGCAUAGCAAGUCUCUUGCAGGCACCAGAUUUUAUAGGGAAGAGCCAGGGAGAACAGACCGAGCCUGUCACCUCGGAAGACAAGACGAGUCCAACCCCCGCAAGCUCGGAUCUACAUAACCGGUACAACGUCAUCAUUCACACGUCCCCAUUCUUGCGAUGUCUUCAGACCUCGAUUGCCAUUAGUGCAGGUCUCAGCCAGUCUGGUGAAACCACAAAAUCCUCCGAUACAGGAGAUAAAAAUCAAGCUUUCCAUAGAGAUGCUGCGGAUAUCGACCCGCGCCCUCUGGUGCGCGUCGACGCGUUUCUAGGGGAGUGGCUGUCUCCAGACUAUUUUGAUCAAAUCACCCCUCCGCCUAGCUCGGACCGGAUGGUUGCUUUGGCCAAAGCAGAACUGCUUCGCCGAGGGGAAAUAAUCCCUCAGGCGUGGGAAGGGACUAAAGGGGCUAGAACUACGUCAGGUCAUUUCCCAGGUGGCUGGAGCAGUCAUUCUAGUCCCACGACCCCCGGUGAAGAUGACGGCCACUCCUCUCCGCAACACGGUCUAUCUUCGACCCCACGACAAACUGUCCAACGCCAGCGUGCUAGUACUGUUGAUAUACCGCAAACCCCGAUUUUACUCGGUGGAGCUCCAACAGCCUUGGCUCGUCUGGACACCAAUUUGGAGGCUGUGAGAAAUCGCUCCUAUGUGCCUCCGAUCCCUAAUUAUGCUGUCUCUGGUUCAGAUCCCAUUCCAUCAGGAUAUGUCACCCAUGCGCGAGAUGCCUGUACCAGAAUCGACUACCAAUGGGAUAGCAUGCGGACCCCCAUGUGGGGCACGGGCGGCGACUACGGUGAGGAAUGGAGUUUUAUGCAAGAUCGGGUUGCCGAGGGAUUUAAGCGAAUGAUGAACUGGUAUCGGUCAAAUCCAAGUGACCCUAGCCUUAGCCCAGUCGCAAUGGGUGCGCUACCCAGCGAGGACCGCCCAAAGCAGACCGUUCUCAUUCUCGUGACCCAUGGUGCAGAUUGCAAUGCAUUAAUCAACUCUGUGGCCGGUCACUCUAUCCUGUUGGAUAUUGGCACGUCGUCUCUGACAUUGGCCGUGCCACGUAAACGGCUACCAAGCACAGAUUCAAAGUCUGAUCAGACAUCAAAAGCUUCCUCACAAAACACCGGACAAAUCUCGCAAGAAUAUGCCCUUCACCUUGUGGCAUCUACAGAUCACUUACGAUCGGGUUCAGCAUCAAAACCCUCUACGCCCACUUACCGCAAUCGCGUCAGUUCCCGGCCCCAGCCUCUCCAGGGUACUUUUUCGAUGGAACCCGUCUCUGUAAAUGGGAUGGGCCCUCGUGGAUGGACCCUUGCACGCAGACCGUCCACAUCGGAUAUGCCUCGAGCGCCUUCCGGUCUUUGGGGCUCCCUUGCUUCCCCCAUCGAGAAGGACGAAGAGACGGAAGAAGAUUUGGUUCCCAACUUUGGAGAUCAACGCCCUACUAGUCAAGACUCAAAGCUUCCUGAAGGUCCAGUGGAUCGAACUGAAUGGGCGACAAAGCUGCCUCAUCGAACUCGUUCUCAGAGAGGCUUAUGGGGUAGCGCAGUCUCUUUGGAUGAUCGCGACUCGCCAUCGAGACGACGAUGGACAGUAACGGAACAGAAGCUAUGA
Molecule: messenger RNA, 1785 nt
Organism: Penicillium malachiteum
Lineage: Eukaryota; Fungi; Ascomycota; Eurotiomycetes; Eurotiales; Aspergillaceae
Exons: 3
Coding region: 1-1785 (594 amino acids)
Source: RefSeq, a predicted model, not a curated record